This is a messenger RNA of Brassica oleracea var. oleracea, 528 nucleotides long. RefSeq lists its product as uncharacterized. NCBI's taxonomy places the organism in Eukaryota, Viridiplantae, Streptophyta, Magnoliopsida, Brassicales, Brassicaceae. The record is from RefSeq and is a predicted model, not a curated record. The transcript has a single exon. Bases 173 to 451 code for a protein of 92 amino acids.
UGAAGUUGUUAAUUGAUUACCAAGAAAAGUAGCCUUCGAUUAUUUGAAAAUAGAAAAAAAUCAUUUCGAUGAUUUCCUCUUAUAAAACUUUGUAAAAGUCGUCUUUUAUAAACUUUGUAAAAGACCAGAAGUCUCUAGUUCGUUAGACCAAAACUCAAAUCACGAAGCCACCAUGGAUAACUAUUACAAAGAACCAUCAGCAGCAACCGCCUCUGGAAACCUACCAGCUGCCGAUCAGACCAACGAUUACCAGAUGAAGGUAAAGAAAAGCAAAAGCGUUCCAAACGCUGACCGUGGGGCGUCAAGAAGCUGGAGUUUCAGCGAUCCAGAAUCGAGGAGGAAGAGAAGAGUCGCUGGCUAUAAGGUUUACUCAGUUGAACAGAAGAUGAAAGGAUCCAUUAGAAAAAGCUUCAAAUGGUUCAAAGACAUUAUCGGUAUUUCUUCAAAAUAGAUUCUCCACUCUCUUUCUUUCUCUUUAUAUAUAAAAGUAUAUGAAUCUCUUUUUGCUGAGUGUAUGUUAAUGUUAUA